CCACUCAUGUCUCUCACAAGAGAUCUCAAUGAUACAUACCAAGCCUGUAACAAUGGCUUUCAAUACAGCGCAUCACACAACCCACGUCGAGUAUUAACCAAACCAAGCAAACCUUUUGGUAACGAAGGAUUUGAUAACAAGGAUUUCGAUUAUAUUCUCUAUGUCAAUGAUAUUCUUGGAGCAACAGAAGGUCACAAAUAUAUCAUAUUGGAUGUACUUGGAGCAGGUACCUUUGGACAGGUAGUCAAAUGUAAGAAUACAAAGACACAAGAAAUAUUUGCCGUCAAGGUUGUGAAGAACAAGCCUGCUUAUUUCCGACAAAGUAUGAUGGAAGUUGCUAUUCUUGAGGCGCUCAACAAAAAACAUGAUCCAGAUGACAAGCAUCAUAUAUUGCGACUCAAAGACACAUUUAUCCAUCGAAAGCAUCUUUGUCUUGUAUUCGAACUUUUGUCUGUCAAUCUCUACGAGCUCAUCAAACAGAACCAAUUUCGUGGCCUGUCUACAAAUCUCGUCAGAGUAUUUACUGCCCAAAUCUUAGACACCUUGACUGUACUUAAUGAAGCCAGGAUUAUCCACUGCGAUCUAAAACCAGAAAACAUUCUGCUCAAAAACCUCGAGUCGCCUGCUCUAAAGGUCAUUGACUUUGGCUCAGCAUGUAAUGAGAUGCAGACCAUGUAUACAUACAUUCAAUCCCGCUUCUACCGCUCACCCGAAGUACUCGUUGGCUUGCCAUACACCGGUGCUAUCGAUAUGUGGUCCUUGGGAUGUAUUGCCGCAGAACUCUUUCUAGGUCUUCCACUUUUUCCCGGUAGCUCAGAAUACAAUCAGUUAUCACGCAUUGUAGAAACACUCGGAAUGCCUCCGACAUACAUGAUAGAAAUGAGCAAAAAUGCACAUCGUUACUUUGAACGCUACACUGACGAUAAUGGAGAAAAGUGUUAUCGACUUCGGUCUCUUGAACAGUAUUCAAGAGAACAAGGAAAAGAAGAACAGCCGUCAAAGCGGUACUUUGCGGCAAAGACACUUCCUGAUCUCAUUAAUGGUUAUCCAAUUAUGCGUAAAGGUUCCAUGACUCAAAAAGAGAUUGACAAGGAGAAACAAAAUCGACUUGCGUUUAUAGACUUUCUACAGGGAUUACUUAACCAAAACCAUUUCGAACGUUGGACACCACAACAAGCGAGACAGCACCCGUUUAUCACCGGUGAACUUUUCACAGGACCAUUUAAGCCGCCUUAC
Molecule: messenger RNA, 1236 nt
Organism: Phycomyces blakesleeanus NRRL 1555(-)
Lineage: Eukaryota; Fungi; Mucoromycota; Mucoromycetes; Mucorales; Phycomycetaceae
Exons: 6
Biological process (GO): peptidyl-threonine phosphorylation; peptidyl-serine phosphorylation
Cellular component (GO): cytoplasm; nucleus
Molecular function (GO): protein serine/threonine kinase activity; protein tyrosine kinase activity; ATP binding
Source: RefSeq, a predicted model, not a curated record